Messenger RNA from Spea bombifrons (plains spadefoot toad), 1788 nucleotides. Its product is annotated as serine/threonine-protein kinase 4-like. Gene Ontology annotation, cellular component: cytoplasm. Bases 172 to 1635 code for a protein of 487 amino acids. Lineage: Eukaryota; Metazoa; Chordata; Amphibia; Anura; Pelobatidae. The record is from RefSeq and is a predicted model, not a curated record. Gene Ontology annotation, biological process: protein tetramerization; regulation of MAPK cascade; protein phosphorylation. Gene Ontology annotation, molecular function: protein serine/threonine kinase activity; ATP binding. The transcript has 11 exons.
UUCCGUUUGUCGGUAUGUGAAGCGCUGCCUGUGUAGGAUCGUCUCUGAUCUGACAUGAAGCCGCCGAACCACAGGCUUUACAUCCGCGCUCUGCAGUGACCACGCCGGGGGCAAGCGGCGCCCACCUUCUGCCCCUGAUCCAGCGGGCAGGGCAACGGCUAAAGCGAAGAGAUGGAGCCGGUGCAGCUCAGAAACCACCCCAGGAGACAAUUAAAGAAGUUAAGUGAAGAGAAUCUUAAUAAACAACCUGAAGAAGUGUUUGAUAUUCUAGAAAAACUUGGGGAAGGCUCGUAUGGCAGUGUAUUUAAAGCGAGUCACAAGGAAACGAGUGAGAUUGUUGCAAUUAAACAGAUCCCCGUAGAGUCUGACCUUCAGGAAAUCAUCAAGGAGAUCUCUAUCAUGCAGCAGUGUGACAGCCCCCACGUGGUGAAAUAUUACGGCAGCUACUUUAAAAACACGGAUCUGUGGAUUGUCAUGGAGUACUGCGGAGGCGGCUCUGUUUCGGACGUAAUUCGACUGAGGAAACAAACGUUAAAAGAAGAUGAAAUUGCCACCAUUUUGCAAUCAACACUUAAAGGACUCGAAUAUCUUCAUUUUAUGAGAAAAAUUCACCGAGAUAUCAAGGCAGGGAACAUAUUAUUGAGUUCAGAAGGAAUUGCCAAACUGGCAGAUUUUGGUGUCGCCGGUCAGCUAACGGACACCAUGGCGAAGCGGAACACGGUGAUUGGGACUCCGUUUUGGAUGGCUCCAGAAGUGAUUCAGGAAAUCGGCUAUAACGGAGUUGCGGAUAUUUGGUCCCUCGGUAUAACUGCCAUAGAAAUGGCGGAAGGGAAACCACCGUACGCGGAUAUCCAUCCAAUGCGGGCGAUUUUCAUGAUUCCGUCAAAUCCACCGCCAGAGCUUCGAAAACCAGAGCAUUGGUCAAAGGAAUUCAAUGAUUUUAUUAAUCAAUGUCUUGUAAAGAACCCCGAAAACCGAGCCAGUGCGACCGAACUUCUACAGCAUCCCUUCAUUAAAACUGCUAAAGGGGUAUCCAUUUUGCUACACUUGAUAAAUGAAGCCAUGGAAGCAAAGAUCAAGCGCAGUGAAAUAAAACAGCGUGAGGUGGAACUGGAAGAGGAGGAGAACGGGGAGGAAGACGAUGUUGAUUCGGGGACGAUGGUUCAAGCAAGCGAUAAAGGGAUGAACACAACGAAGGACUUUAGUACAAUGAGCGAGGGUGCGGAGAAUACGAUGGUCGAAAAUGACAAGCUGGAAAACCAGCUCGGUACAAUGUUAAUCAACAACGAUGAUGACGACGAUGAAGAAGAAUCUGGUACCAUGAAACAAAGUAAUGAACGCGUCCAAGGGGUUAAGCCAGCAUUCCUCGAAUAUUUUGAGCAAAAGGAAAACCAGUUCAGCACCCCAGAAAAGAUGAUCCCGCAAUCUACGGAUUCGUCCGAGUGGAAAAUCCCACUGAAUGGAGAUUACGGUUUUUUAAAAGAAUGGAGUGUGGCCGAGAUUCAGAACAAACUGAGUGCUUUGGACCCGAUGAUGGAACGAGAAAUUGAAGAAAUUCAUCAAAAGUAUCAAUCCAAACGACAGCCGAUUCUAGAAGCGAUUGAAUCGAAGAAACGCCGGCAGCAGCAUUUCUGAAAGGUUUUUAGCGCUCGUUAUCCGGACGAUGCCUUUUUAUGCCUUUUUAUGCCUUUUUUUACAAUAUUUUUUUAAGAGCCACAAUAUUUUAUAUUUACUGAUAUUUUUGUGAAAUGGAUUAUGUAUAUAGAACUUGCGGUACGUAAAAUAAAA